AUGGGCCAGAGGAAGAGGAGGGCGGGGGCCCAGAGCAGGAGGACGGGCCAGGCAGGGAGCUGGGGGCUGGCAAUGGGCCAGAGGAAGAGGAGGGCGGGGGCCCAGGGCAGGAGGACGGGCCAGUUGGCUGGGGCGGCCCAGAUGGUGAUGUUGUUGCAAAGGGCCUGCGCCAGGGGAGGCCCGUACCGGAGGAGCAGACGGGGAUGCCACAUGAAAUGGAAUGGUAGUAAUGGUGGGUCCUGUGUCUAUGAUCCAUGGGGCCAUGAGGGAAGACGCUGCAGGAGGGUUAGACAAAUAGCAAGGAAACGAAUUUUCAACAAAGUGAACAUGACGGGAUAG
Messenger RNA from Linum trigynum, 339 nucleotides. Lineage: Eukaryota; Viridiplantae; Streptophyta; Magnoliopsida; Malpighiales; Linaceae. The record is from the annotation of a GenBank genome assembly.